ACGAAACCCAGCAAUAGCUGGGGGCGUGUAAGUGAUAAACCAGUAACUAAGAAGCGCAUACUAUUACUGUGAUUACUGUAAUGUCAUUAUGGUAAUACAUGUGAAGUAGAAAAUGGUAAUAGUUUAAGAAUUUUUUUUGCUCAAGAAAAAAAAUUGGACAACACACAUGAAACUUCCUUGUCUAAUUUUGAUUUUUAUAAUCGUUGACGCUGAACAUCACCUGUUCUCCAGACUACAGCGUGUAGCCGAUACAGGCCACAGUGCGUAUACACUAAGUUCAAACACAGCCUCGAACCAUGGUGUAUGUGGGAAGAAUUGCAAAAGUGAGGACUGUCUCUCUUUCUCGUACACGGCGGCUGACAAAAGGUGUGAAACUUACUCUCGCUCAAUUGGAGGGAAGACGGAUGUUGGCUUAUCUAUGUCAACAAUGUACUUCGCUAAAGUUUUCAGCAGCUGUUCAGAGGUACCGCAGAAACAUCCGUCAGGCAUCUACCGUAUAGGAACAAGAAAAGGGAUCGGUGUCGACAUGUUCUGUGAAAUGGACACUGCCGAGGGGCCAUGGAUGGUGAUACAGAGAAGAACAAAAGGAGAUGUCGAUUUCUAUCGUGGCUGGAAUGACUACAAGUACGGUUUCGGAGAUCUGCUCGGAGAUUUCUGGAUUGGUAACGAAAACCUUCACCUUCUGACAAACAUUUCACGGACUUUACGUGUGGAGCUAGAGGGCUGGGACGGGACAAGAGGAUACGCCCAGUACUCUAUUUUCCGGGUCUCGCACGAAGAUCAGAAUUACAAACUAAACGUGAAUGGUUUCACCGGCAACGUGUCAUUUAAUGCGAUAACCGGAAACAACGACCAAUCCUUCACCACUUACGACCGAGAUAACGACCAAUCGGAUACUUCAAACUGUGCCGAGUAUCGUCACUCCGGUUGGUGGUUCCGUGACUGUACCCGGGUUAACCUGAACGGCCGGUACCAGUCACACAGAGUAGAUCUCCGACAAGCCAUGACCUGGGCCAACUUCCCUGACGAUCAGAUAUACUUUUCUCCAUUAAAAACGACCACGAUGAAGAUUCGAUAGGUACAACUGUGUCAGAUUUAUUGUUUGUUUAAGUGAUUUUAUUUUAAUCACCAUAUGAUAGGCUUGUGGUGUUGCGCGUGUUAACGAGUUUCAUGUGUUGUAUUUAAGACUCUGAUAGUGCGAAAAUUAACACCGCAACCAAACAACUUGUACAUAGGAAAAGCUUGCAUAUAAGCGAUGUAUUGGGCCACUUUUUACCUGAGUUACAGAACGAAUAACAGAAUAAAUAUUGUUUUGACCAGUAUUUCAACGUUCAACAAACAUUGUAAAGGAAUUUUAAUCAUCUUGAUAUUUAAAAUGUUACUACAUUAUCUAUAUGCCCGUCAUACCCUAGCCGGUACGGCAAAAAAUGUUGGGACAGUUUUAAGACGGCGCCGGAUUCAGGGACUCAAAGGUGAGCUUUCGAAUAUAGUUGAUCAUUUUCUUUUUAUCAUAAGUUAACCCUUAAAGGAGAGUUGAUUUUUAAGCUAUAAGAGUUGUACAGAAUGCCGAUAUUUGACAAUAAAUGUGAUAUUUUACAAAAUCAG
Molecule: messenger RNA, 1605 nt
Organism: Pecten maximus
Lineage: Eukaryota; Metazoa; Mollusca; Bivalvia; Pectinida; Pectinidae
Product: angiopoietin-related protein 7-like
Exons: 5
Coding region: 167-1078 (303 amino acids)
Source: RefSeq, a predicted model, not a curated record